This is a messenger RNA of Rubroshorea leprosula, 1100 nucleotides long. The record is from the annotation of a GenBank genome assembly. NCBI's taxonomy places the organism in Eukaryota, Viridiplantae, Streptophyta, Magnoliopsida, Malvales, Dipterocarpaceae.
UAAUAUUAUACUACUUUUUAUGGUUUGACAGAUGCUUGAAAUGGCAAUAAGCAGUGUUCCAAGUACCACUACUAUUGUUCCUUUUCUUCUUAAACAAGAUAAUUAUGAAGAUUGGAGAAUUUACAUGGAAAACUAUCUAUUGGCUCAAGAUCUUUGGGGCAUUAUUGAAUCUGGGGACGAUACUGAUUUUCUUUCUUCUUCGAACGACGUGGGAAAUUGGGGGAAAAAGAAUGCGGCAGCUCUACAUGCGGUUCAUACUACAUCUUCAGCAGAUAUUUUUGCUCAAAUAAAGGAGAUCAGGUCGGCCAAAGAUGCUUGGAAUAAAUUAGCCAAAAUGCAUCAAGAGUGGCAAUCUAAAUCAAAACCAAAAACUGGCAUGGAGGGGUGGGAUGGAGGGGAAGAAGAUGAGAUAACUGAUAUGACUCAUUCUGAGGGGUCGAAUAGAACAGAAGAAGAAGACGAGAUAACUGAUAUGCCUCAUUCUAAAGGGUCGGAUGGAGGGAAAGAAGAUAAGAUGAUUGAAGAUUCUCAUCGUGUAAAAUUGAAAAAGAGCAUUUGCGAAGGAGAUUGGAAUACUGUGGAGCGGUUUUUUGUUUUCGACGAGCGUCCACUAAAUGCAAAAAUAUUCUCAGGCGACAACUACACUGCUCUUCAUGGUGCAAUACAGGCGGGGCAUGAUAAGAUUACCGAGAAAUUGGUAGAGAUGAUGUCGGUAACAGAUCUGGAAAUAAAAUGUGGCCCAGCCAUUCAUGUAGACACGGUUCUUUCUUUAGCGGCAUGGACGGGAUCAACCCACGUGGCAAAAUGCAUAGUCGAAAAGAACCGCAAUUUGCUUACCAUUGAAAAUGAAGAUGGCCGUAUCCCAGUAACUGCCGCAUGUUAUGUAGGCCAGAAGGAGAUGACGUACUACUUGUAUUCUGAAACUCCACCCGAAGUCUUGGAUCCGCAAAAUGGCGAUCAGGGACUCCGGAACCAAGAUGCGUUAGAGGAGUUGGUGACCCCACCCACUGCCUCCACUAGGCACUAGUAGCAGAUAUCCUAAUCAGAAAAUCUUUUAAAUUAAAUGUAACAUUAUUUAAAAAUAAAUCUCUAAAUUUAAA